This is a messenger RNA of Aureobasidium pullulans EXF-150, 2846 nucleotides long. RefSeq lists its product as uncharacterized. The transcript has 2 exons. NCBI's taxonomy places the organism in Eukaryota, Fungi, Ascomycota, Dothideomycetes, Dothideales, Saccotheciaceae. Bases 272 to 2740 code for a protein of 822 amino acids. The record is from RefSeq and is a predicted model, not a curated record.
AUCCAAACAAAUGCCCUGACAAAUCAAACACAUGCACCGCAUUCGCUUCUCCACUGCAUACGACUCGUUUCCUCUUUUCCACGAGACUUGAGACGUUUGCUACACGACAACUCGGCCUGACAAACAGGCAGGCACGGAACAAUUGGUCGCCUUGUGUGAGAAACAGGACGACGCGGAUCAUCAAGGUGUCUUGUCUCUUCUACGACACUUUCUCUGGACAAGUCCAACAUGCCCAUGCAGUAAAUCCUGAAACGACAAGAGUUUGUGUGUCAUGGCAUCACCAUACCCAGCACUGGACAUGGAAGAGGUGGAACAGAGAUCGUCUCCCCUCGCAGGACCAGGAACAACACGAGCAAAUCGACGACUACAAUUAAGAAAGAAGGGCUUCCAAGGACGCGUCUUGCCCAAUCGCAACAUCACACCCAAGCGAAAGACUUCUGAAGCAUGGUCGUCGCCCGUCCAGCAACAUGACACACCCACAUCCGAUCUACCGCAAGCAGAGUCGAGCAGGAUAGACCUAAGCACGAGAGGGAGAUCGUCCAGCAUACUACAGGAAGUCAGCAACUCAAGUCUGCGACGGAAAGACAAGAACAAGAACAAACACGACUCAGUUCUGUCUGUCUUUGCAGAUGAGAAUGGCGACGAGAAGCUAUGGAGCUUCGAGUCGUCACCAGCAUGUCUCCCACCAGAGGCACCCAACCUCACAAAGUCGAGAAAGAAGCACCAACGCACUCAAUCGUACAAGAGCAACCCCGACAGCGAGCAAGCAGAUCAGCACAUCGCCUACCUUGAAUCAGAACUCGCCGCCUACCAGACACAGUUAGCAUCGUUGACUUCACCAUCAGUGACCAAAGAGAAGGGUCAAAAGAUCCGCCUGCUGAACCAAGACAUCAGAAGAUUAGAAGAGGAGAACCAGCGGUGGGAAGCCGAGUUUGACGAGAGGGUCCUGCAAGUCAUGGAAGAGCAUGAUGGUGUCGAAUACAACCUGCGUGCUAGAAUCAACCUCCUCGAAGCCGACAGCGACACGCACAUGCAAAAAGUUAAAGAACUACAAGCACAACUCGACGCCACGAGAAAAGCCCUGGAGAUUGCAGAAGCAGCCAAUGUCGAGUUUGAACGCAGACUAGAGACUUUCGCACACUUGCUAGUCACGUCGCCUAUCAAGACUGAGACGCCACUUGCUCAACCGCCUUUCUCCAAGGAAUCAAGAAGCACCCGUCAGAAGAGAUUGUCUUUCCACCGUUUCCCGACUGCUGGAUCCUUGUUUCAACAAGCUUCCAUGCCUGAGCAGCAGGAACCAGACGAAAACAGACCUCACAGCUCAGACGCCAUCGUCCACGACUACUUCGACAACCACACCAGCGAUGCCGAAUAUGAUGCCUCUAAGCGAGAAUCCUUCAUCAGCGACGCCUCCCGCAACAGUAUCGAUUUCAGCCUCUUGCUCUCCCAAGACCCUCCUGCCUCUUCUUCUCGCGCAUCCGCUCGCCCCAAUCGAAGAAUGAGAAGAUUCCAGGGAGGAAGUCAUUUGCCCAAACCGUUGAUCUUGUCGGCUGCGCAAUUGGCGCCUAUUCUUGCUACCGCACCCGUCAUGGAACCACAUGAAUCUCCUAGGCAUUUUCCGUUCCCGGAUGUUGAUGUGAGGCCUAGGAGAAAUAGUUGGAGUGAUGUCAGUCCUGUCACUGGACGGAGAAGGGCGAGGACAACUGUGGAUGGUUUGGGUACAUCUUCUUUGCACACUUUCUCGACCAACAAUAAUGUCGAAUUUGAAAGCUCAUUACCAUCGACCAAAGAUGAAGACGACAAAACACCAACUCCUCCCCAAACGGCAACAGACUCCACACCGCGCGAUUACUCCUCCAUAGGACCCAAUCUAGGCCGCAACCUCCUCGAAGAACUUCACGCAGCAAGAAACGACGAUGAGACCGAAACUGCCUCCUCCGGCCCUACACCCUUCGCUUCUCUAAACGCCAGACCUGUGGAAGUAGCUUCUCACACGACCUCAAUACAACAACGCAACAUCUCCGGAAACUUGCGAUUGCGCCAUCAACGCAGUAUGUCCGAAGCCACCGGAUUAUCCCUGUAUCCACCUUCCCGUCAAGUUUCCUCCUCGCGCCCAUCACCCCCGAAACAAAAUGGUGUAUUAGCCCGGGUCAGAGAACUAUUGCGCUCCCCUUUUGCAAUCGCCAGACGAUGUGUGAGCAGAGCACAUCAAGCUUUCCUGCUCAGCAGAACAUUAAACAGAUUCCAAUGGAUGCUGCUACACGCGCUUCUCGGUCCCAUGGCGACCAGAAGAUUAAUGGCUUGUUCUUUGCAUGAAAAUGCCAUUCUUCUCAUGUCUUCACCCCACCGCAAAACCUGCAGCCAUCGCUCCUCUCGCUCUUCCUCCAGAAGUGCUGUAGAUCAAAAUGAUGAAGAGCGAGCUUUUGACGCGGAUUCUGAAGAUUUGGAAAUAUCGCCUUGUCCUUCUCGACGUAGGAAAAUUCCUUCUGCUUCUGCUUCUGCUGCUGCGUGUACGUUUGAAGAUGAAAGAAGACAGAGGAGAGAACAGGAAGCGCCCAUGUUGAGCAGGCAUUCUCCAUGGCUGUGGGUGAGAUUUUCUCUGACACUGGCAUUUGCCGUCGCGGCGGCUGUUAGAGAGGGUCCGGCGGCUUUGAUGAUGGAAUGUCAGGGGGAAGGACCUGGAAGGUGUGGGUGUUUGGGGUGUAUGGGCAAGCAAUUGAGGGGGUGUAGGGAUGAGUGAUGGAAAGAGAUUGGUGUGGUGAUGUGUGAAGGGUUUGGGACUUUGUAUACAAGGAAUGGCGUUUAGGCAUACAAUACAUACAUACACCCAUGGGUAGAUGUGGAAG